Molecule: messenger RNA, 555 nt
Organism: Macrosiphum euphorbiae (potato aphid)
Lineage: Eukaryota; Metazoa; Arthropoda; Insecta; Hemiptera; Aphididae
Source: the annotation of a GenBank genome assembly
AUGCUACUAUUUAUAGAAAAGGGUAUACGCGGUGGAUUGGUACAGGCUAGCAUGCGCUAUGCUAAAGCCAAUAACCCAAAGGUACCUGAUUAUGACGAAACGCUGAGGAAAUCGUGGCUUAUAUAUCAAGAUUGUAACAACCUAUACGGAUGGGCGAUGAGCCAGUACAUGCCUACUGGCGGUUUAGAGUGGGUUGAAGCCAAGCUAGAAGGACUUAACAACUUGGAUGAUACCUCCCCCAUAGGACGGAUGUAUGAGGUCGACGUAACGUACCCGGUAGAUCUACAUGAUAAACAUAAUGAUCUACCAUUUUUACCCGAAAACGGGAUACCUGCUGGCUCAAAAGUAAAAAAACUCAUGGCGACUUUUGAGUCAAAGAAAAAUUAUGUCGUGCAUUACCGCAGUCUCCAACAAGCCAUUAAAAACGGGCUGAUAGUGGAUAAAGUAUGUAUUAUUUUAUACAUGUUAAACAUUAGUCCAGUCGAUUUCCACAUUUUACCUGGAAAGUAUUCCGAAGUUAAUGGAAUUUUUACAGAUUAUCUAGGGGUACUCUAG